CCGUGACAAGAAGAGGUAAAAAACACACCAUCUCUUGUUAUACCCUCUUGGCAGGAGAAAGCAGGUGGGCAGGAGGCGAAUCUGUCCAUCUUUUUCUCAUAAAUCUCCUCGUUCAGCCGUUCUUUUUCUUUUCUCCCUCAAACGAAGGAGUUUGAGGAGAGAGAGGGGACAUUUGGAGAGGCAAGCAUGGUCAACAACCUGACCGAAUGCGAGGAGGGAGAAGGCGCUGCGAACAGCCAGGGAGAUGGACAACCCAAGGAGAGCAGUCCAUUCAUCAACAGCACCGACCCCGAGAAGAACCAGCAAUAUGAUGGCAAGAACAUGGCCCUGUUUGAGGAGGAGAUGGACACAAUUCCCAUGGUGUCGUCUCUCCUCAGCAGUCUCGCCAACUAUUCCAACCUGCCGCAGGGCAGCAAAGAGCACGAGGAAGCGGAAAACAAUGAGGGAUCGCGCAAGAAACCUGUACAGGCUCCACGGAUGGGCACACUGAUGGGCGUAUAUAUGCCAUGUCUGCAAAAUAUUCUGGGUGUCAUUCUGUUUCUCCGAAUGACCUGGAUGGUGGGCAUCGGAGGGGUCAUCGAAGCCUUUAUCAUCGUCCUCAUGUGCUGUUCCACUACAAUGCUCACUGCAAUAUCAAUGAGUGCUAUUGCCACAAACGGAGUCGUGCCAGCUGGAGGCUCGUAUUACAUGAUCUCUCGUUCUCUGGGCCCUGAGUUUGGUGGAGCUGUAGGCAUCUGCUUCUACCUGGGCACCACAUACGCUGGAGCCAUGUACAUCCUGGGCUGCAUCGAGAUCCUGCUGGUGUAUAUUGUACCACAAGCGGCCAUUUUUAAGAUGGAGGGUCUGGAGGGCGCGGAAGCAGAGGCUGCCAUGCUCAAUAACAUGCGUGUUUAUGGCACACUUGUGUUGAGCUUCAUGGCUAUCGUGGUGUUUGUAGGAGUGAAAUAUGUCAACAAGCUGGCACUCGUCUUCCUCGCCUGUGUCAUCUGCUCCAUCCUCGCCGUCUACGCCGGAGUCAUCAAGACCGCCUUUGAACCUCCCAUUUUUCCAGUGUGUGUGCUGGGGAACCGGACAUUGGUGUGGAAGGGUUUUGAUUUGUGCGCGAAGGUCAUCGAGAGAGAAAACGCCACAGUCACGACCAAACUCUGGCGGCUGUUCUGCGACUCAGAGUUCCUUAAUGCCACCUGUGACAGCUACUUCGCCAACAAUAAUGUCACAGAGAUUCAGGGCAUUCCGGGAGUCACAAGUGGCAUUCUGCGCGAGAAUCUCUUUGGGAAUUAUAUGGAGAAGGGUUCUUUCAUUGAGAAGGUCGGGAUUUCUGCGGUUGUUGAACCGGAUUCCAUCCCAACCAACACUAACCGCUAUGUGCUUGCUGACAUUACCUCUUUCUUUACCAUGCUGGUGGGGAUUUACUUCCCCUCCGUGACAGGUAUCAUGGCUGGAUCGAACCGUUCUGGUGACCUGCGUGAUGCACAGAAGUCCAUUCCUGUCGGCACCAUCUUGGCCAUCACCACCACCUCCAUCAUCUAUAUGUCCAGUGUGCUGCUGUUUGGUUCCUGCAUUGAGGGAACUGUAUUGAGGGAUAAGUUUGGAGAGGCUGUAAGAGGUAAUCUGGUGAUUGGUACAUUGGCGUGGCCGUCGCCGUGGGUCAUCGUCAUCGGUUCGUUCUUCUCCACCUGUGGGGCGGGGCUUCAGAGCUUGACGGGCGCACCUCGUCUCCUACAGGCUAUAGCACGAGACGGCAUUGUGCCAUUCCUCAGGGUGUUUGGCCAUGGAAAAGAAAAUGGGGAGCCCACCUGGGCGCUGCUCCUGACCGCGUGCAUCUGCGAGAGUGGAAUUCUCAUUGCGUCGCUGGAUUCAGUCGCUCCGAUUCUCUCUAUGUUUUUUCUCAUGUGCUACAUGUUUGUGAAUUUGGCCUGUGCUGUUCAAACUCUACUGAGAACGCCCAACUGGAGACCCCGAUUCAAGUUCUACCACUGGACUUUAUCAUUCCUGGGCAUGAGUCUGUGUCUCUCACUUAUGUUCAUCUGCUCUUGGUAUUACGCCAUCGUUGCCAUGGUGAUCGCCAGCUGCAUUUACAAGUAUAUCGAGUUUCGAGGGGCGGAAAAGGAAUGGGGUGAUGGAAUAAGGGGGUUGUCACUCAGUGCCGCACGAUUCGCCCUUAUGCGGUUAGAAGAAGGACCACCACACACCAAGAACUGGAGGCCUCAGAUAUUAGUGCUGGUCAGUAUGGACGCUGAAAUGAACGUGGAGCAACCUCGUCUACUGUCUCUGACCAGUCAGCUGAAGGCUGGGAAGGGCUUGACAAUUGUGGGAACAGCACUGGAGGGAACUUACCUGGAAAACCACCCUCAGGGGCAACAAGCCGAACAGUCACUGAGGAAGCUCAUGGAGAAAGAGAAGGUUAAAGGUUUCUCUCAGGUGGUUAUUUCCUCCAACAUGAGGGACGCCACCUCACAUCUGGUGCAGGCCGGAGGGUUGGGAGGUCUUCAACACAACACUGUACUGGCCAGCUGGCCACGCAACUGGAAACAGGCGGAGGACCACCAGAGCUGGAGAAACUUCAUUGAGCUGGUUAGGGAGACGACUGCUGCCAGUAAAGCUCUGCUGGUGCCCAAGAAUAUCUCGGCCUUCCCAUCAAACGGAGAACGCUUCACUGAGGGUCACAUUGAUGUUUGGUGGAUUGUUCACGAUGGAGGGAUGCUCAUGCUGCUACCGUUCCUCCUGCGCCAGCACAAGGUGUGGAGGAAAUGUAAGAUGCGCAUCUUCACUGUGGCUCAGAUGGAUGAUAACAGCAUUCAGAUGAAGAAAGAUCUGACCACCUUCCUGUAUCAUCUGCGUAUAGAUGCUGCUGUGGAGGUGGUGGAGAUGCAUGACAGUGAUAUUUCAGCGUACACAUAUGAGAAGACCCUGAUGAUGGAGCAGCGUUCUCAGAUCCUCAAGCAGAUCAACCUCACCAAGACUGAGCGUGAACGAGAGAUUCAGAGCAUCACUGAUAGCUCUCGUGGGUCGAUCCGUCGUAAGAACCCGGCUGCGGUCACCACACAGUUGAGCGUCACUGAGGAGCCGGCCGCCAGCAGCAAAGAAGAGAAACCAGAAGAGGAGGAACAGCUGAUUCAUGACAAGAAUACCAACCCCCCCACCCCUGCCACCCCUCAGUCCCCCGCCGCAGACGCCGAGACCCCCGGCACGGCCGUUCAGAUGACCUGGACUGAAGCAAAGUGUGACGGCGAGCAGGCCAAACCGAUCGGAGUCACAACAACAGAGGCCAUCAAAGAUCUCUUCAACAUGAAACCAGAGUGGGAAAAUCUAAACCAGUUCAACGUGAGGCGCAUGCACACUGCGCUCAGACUCAAUGAAGUCAUCACUAAGAAAUCGCAGGAGGCCAAACUUGUUCUGCUCAACAUGCCCGGACCACCUAAAAACAGAACCGGUGACGAGAACUACAUGGAAUUCAUGGAGGUUUUAAGCGAAGGUCUCAAUCGGGUCCUCCUCGUGCGUGGUGGAGGCCGCGAGGUCAUCACCAUCUACUCUUAAAAACUGACCCCAUUUGCCCCCUUUUCCAACUGUCCCAUACUUCCCAGCCCCUACUCCAACCCCAACACACAAGAAACUACCCAGUGUUUCCCAAGCAAUAUCCCAGAGCCCCCUUCAAUCAACCUACCCUAACUGAGACACAUUCCCAUCGACUGGUCUGCAAACCCGUUCUCAUUGGCCAAACAUCACUCUUGGCGUUCUUUCAUUUCUAUUUUGUGGUGGACCAGUGAUCCACUGAUUACUGUGAUUACUGUUUAACGAUGAUGCACUGUUGAUGUCAGUGAGUGUUUGGUUGAUGCCCCCUCGCUGUAGCUUUCCUCCAUGUGCACUACUCUCAACCGUCAAUCACCAUUCUCACCCAAUCAGGAGAAGUCUGGUUCGAUUGUUGUUUUGUUUUUAAUGUUCUUUGUUUUGAGAAAGAAGAUGCAGUACAUGACAUUCUAGGGUCAAUGAAGAUGGAUUCGACUUUCACAACUAUGGCAAACGAAUGCUGCAGAAAAUUUUUGCUUUGGUAGAAAUGGAUCUUCUCAACAUCUUGUCUCCUGAACUUUGGGAAAAGAUUUUCAAGGUUUGAACUCGACCCUCAUCAUCGAGUUGAAAUUCAUCAAUCGCACUGAAAUUGUGAAAAGAGAUUUUAGAAUUAUGAGUGUUUACUGAGAAAACAAGCUUAACAAAUUUUGAAGUCAACAUGAAAUCAAAACUGAAUCUAUUUACUUUCUAAAUACACAUUCCUGCUCUUAUGGGUGCACGUCAUUCAUAAUUGUUCAUCACAGUGCUCCGCCUCUGAAACGACUUUACAUUUCAACUGACAUCACCAAGCCCUCUUAUUUUUCAGUGCCCAUCCAUUCUCAUUGAAUAUCCUGUUACAGAAAUGCAAAAUAGGUUGCGAAUGCCAUUUCAUGUUGACUUUAAGAUUGAUUUGUUUACUGUAUGUAUAUUUCCACACAAAGUCCUUGUGUUUUAUCUGCCUUUGUGUCUCAUCAACCUCUUUCAUCCCUUUUGUUUUUUCCUUUUUGUUUUAAGGUGGCUAGCUAUCCCCCUGCUGACUGUAAACACGAUAUGUGCCAAAAAUUAGACUGGCAGGGUGUGCGCCUUACUGUCUGACAUCGAAACAGCAAACGAGAGUUGUUUAUCAGUGUAACUGAAGCUGUAAUUAGCAGAAAAAAGAGCCCCCCCCCACCACAAAAACUAAAACUAAACAAAAAACUACUCCACUCCGAAGUGGUGUAAAUAGUGUAUAAGGCAUUAUUACAUAUCGAUGUAGUAUUUUUAUUGUGAAAUAACCGAAGCUUCUGGUGCAAAAAAACGCUGUUUUUUGUGUGGCUACAGGCUUCUCAUUAUGGUGGCUUAAAGUGUACUCUGUAGUACCGAACUUCCCCUACCCUACAAGCACUCAACCUGCACUGACAGCCACUGUGUAACAAAUGAUUUAGUGAGUCGAUGGAUUCAUUAAAUGAACGUGUGCGUGCGUGUUUGUGUGAGCAAGUGAAUGAGUUGCAUUCUUGAGCAUAUGGAAGUUACCCAUUUUUCCCCAUUUUGCAAAAAGAAAACCGUUCGUUGCAUUUACAGAUAAAUCUAUAUAAAUGAUCUAUUUCAUAGGCAAAAUCUAUAUUAUCCUUGGUGGGAUAUGCCAGAGCUAUAUAAAAAUGUUUUGCCAAACGUAGAUUUCACUCGUGCCAUAUGAAUGAAAAUGUGCAUUUUUGUCAAUAGAAUUAAAGUAUUGAUGCCUCGGUCACUUUAAAAAGAGAUAUAAAAUAUGAUGCUGCGUCCAGUUCGAAAUUAUCAUAAUUACAAGUUUUGUCUUGUGAAAACUGCGAACAUCCUUAUUAAUCUGUUUUAAUUUGAAAACACUGUUUUCGGGUUACUAACGUCAUCAUUUCCAAAAUAUGCGGUAAAUGGAGAGCAUUUUCGAAAUGCUAUAUUUUCAGUGGAGGAAAGCAGCAUUCUAGUGUGGAUGAAAGGCUUAAACGUAGUGAAAUUAAUGAAAGCUCCGGCUUCUCCCAUUUGAUCGGUUUCAAUAGUUAAAGGUUGUUAGGUAUCAACCUCUGCUUGAUGUCAUAAUGAGUUACUAUUGGGUUAAUAUUUAGCAAGAGAUAAAUUUACGUGGGAAUAUGGUGUUUUGCUGUCAUUGUCAACAAAGCUGCGCAUGGAUGCAUUUUUAGGUCAGAGCUGUAAUUAUGGUAAUUUUGACAUUUUUAAUGUGGCAAUAGAUUGAGCUGGAAUGAAACUAGAGAAGCAAGGGUAGUAUAGAUUUGAAAAUGGAUUGAAUAAUGUCCAUAAAUCUAAACUCUAUGCAGUGCAACUGUAAUACAUUAGCCAAAUCAUACAGUCAUAUCAUGAUACAGAUGCAAAUUCAUUCUUCAGCCUUCAUUUAGGCUAAAAACCAGAUAAAAUUUUGAGUUUAGGUUAGAAAGUGUAUUUUUGAGAACGUAAUAUGUAAAAUUGGGAAGUCAUAUAUUCAUUCCAUUAUUUAUUUUUGUAGGGAUAUAGGCUAUUUAUAAAGUUUCGUUUUACUAUCAAUUUCAGAUAGAAAUACCAACAACUACAUAUAUAUAUAUUCAUACGUAAAUACAUAACUUGAAUCACUGGUGAGAAAGUAUAUAGUUUACAGAAAUUACAGAUGUAUUACAGAAGUUAUUUUAUGUUUUAAACAUUGGAAAACCUCUCAUAACAUGAAUGCUGCUGCUAGUGUAUGAAUAGAUUAAUUUGAAAUGUGCAUUUACAUAGAGUGAAAGAAGAAAAUAUUUAAAGGUAUAUUUACAAGGUAAUCGCGGGGAGGGGUUGACACUGCGAACGCAAACAUAUACUGCCGUUUGCAUCAAAAACAAGCAGUUUUGAAGACCUCAGCCUUAUAUAAUCAGCUUUAUCAUGUUUUAUUUAUCUAAUUUAUAUUCUGUUUUUGGCCGAACGGUUGUAAGUUCAACUGACGGCAACAACAGUCACUUUCCACACACUAAAUCGGAACGAAACACAACCAUGCAUUGAAACAUUAUGUAUUUUAACGAAGUACUGCCUGCAUAGACUGAGCCUCUGAUGAUGUUUUAAGAACAAAUUAAGAUUAGUUAGUUUGAAGAUGUUUUUAGCGAACUCUUGCGAAAUUUAUCGUUCUACUCCUGUCUGCAUGGUGUAUGUUGGAGAAUUUGUUUUAGAUGAUUUACGUAACGUGUGAAAAGACGUAAAUGGCCGUUCCUGGUGAAACGUCAAGGCAGCUUUUUCUGACUGUUGCCAAUUGCCGACUUUUUUAAGCAGUGGCAAAACGGCUAAAUACCUGCCCAGAGGUAUCAAGGGAAAAUGUGUGUGUGUGUGUAUAGCAUUAUAAUGUGUAGUGUAUUGGUACACAGAUCAUGUUAAUUAGAUUAGCGUGAUUAUCGGUGUGCGAUGCGCAUUGUAGGCGUCAUUUUUUGGCUUUGUAUAUAAUAUCACUAUUGAGACACUGUAGCUACAGGGUUGUUCCUUGUUGUGUUUGUUAGGAUGCUUGUCAUACACUGAAAAAAAAAAAGUUUUUUUUCCAACAGUAAUGUGCAAAAUUGAUUUUGAUGGAAAAUGGAACGUAGGGGGUAUUUCAAUUGACAUUUUUAGUUUGCCCACGAGUCUGCUUCUCUUUGAAUAGUCCUGGACCAUGUAGUUCAUCAGCGUGCUUAGUAUGCAAGAGAAGUGUGCGUCACAUCUGUUCUAUGGUGGCUGAGAUAGAAAUGCACUUUAUACAGAGUAAUCGUUCUUUACGUCCAUGGUGACAGUGACGAUUGAGUUGCCAGAGUCAUGAGCAUGCCAGAUCAUUUAGACGCCGACGCCUCUAGUGGCAGAAGUGUGAACUGCAGUCAUUUCAUUUAGAGGAGCAGCCGUACGGUGAAGUUAUCGCGUCGAGUUUGCAGACUGGACAGAUUUGUUUGCCGCAGUAACGUACUACCUGGAAAUAUUAAUUUUAUUAUGCUGUCAAAAUGUGUGUUUGCAGUUUAUUUGGCAUGAAAUUCUAGCAUUUAUUUUAAUUUAUUGAAAAUGAUUAAAAGAGUAUAUGUAGAAGUAAAAAAAUAAAAAUAAAAAAGAGAAAAAAAAAAGAGAUAUUUCUUACACAAAUCACUGAAUUGAUGUGGUGACAUUUCCUUAACAAUACCCUUCCUCCCAUAAACCCUCCUUCACCAUGCAUCAUUCCACCAUUCUAAACCUACAAGCACCGUAUUGAAAUGUGAACACUGUAUAAAUCCGAUCAUAUAAAAAUUGAUAUAUAAACAAGCGCUUCCACUGCUGGGCUUGGCUCUAUUCAAACUGACAGUGGACAGAGUACUAUCAGUGUUAUCUUUUUCAUUUAUUCAACAUUACAUGAUAAAACCUGGCUCAUGUGUAGCAAGAAGAGAAAUCCAGGAUUCUGUAUUCCAUCGUCAAGGAAUAUUGAGGUGUUCUCUUGGGAGCAGACACAUUUUGGAACAAAAAGGGCUCUAAAGUUUACUUUAGUUUUAAAGUUUCUCACCUACUGAGACUGACCCGUGCCAGUUGAUGUUCAAAAAAUGGAAAUCUCACUUUAUUUUGAGAGUAUUCAUUGAAUUAACCUAGCCCCAUAACAUACCUUGACCUCUGAGGUCACUUCAAGCUUUUAAGGCUAGUAUUUGUUUUGUGAAACAUUCCAGUAACAUUGCAUGAACACUGAACAUGCAAACCGCAACUUCAGUAUGUCUGCAAGCUCUUAAAGGGAUAGUUCACCCUAAAAUGAAAAUUCAGUCAUUGUUUACUCACCCCUGUGUUGUUAUAACCCCAUAUGACUUUCUUUCUUUUUCUUAACACAAUGGGAGAAUUUUGGGAAAAAAAAUAG
Molecule: messenger RNA, 8341 nt
Organism: Myxocyprinus asiaticus (Chinese sucker)
Lineage: Eukaryota; Metazoa; Chordata; Actinopteri; Cypriniformes; Catostomidae
Product: solute carrier family 12 member 5-like
Exons: 26
Coding region: 187-3537 (1116 amino acids)
Biological process (GO): potassium ion homeostasis; cell volume homeostasis; chemical synaptic transmission
Cellular component (GO): membrane
Molecular function (GO): potassium:chloride symporter activity
Source: RefSeq, a predicted model, not a curated record